Alosa sapidissima (American shad) is the source of this 3700-nucleotide messenger RNA. Its product is annotated as glutamine-rich protein 1-like. The transcript is spliced from 13 exons. The coding region runs from base 261 to 2558 and encodes 765 amino acids. Lineage: Eukaryota; Metazoa; Chordata; Actinopteri; Clupeiformes; Clupeidae. The record is from RefSeq and is a predicted model, not a curated record.
GGGACUUGUUGUAAGAUGGCGCCCAGAGAGGUGUGUGUGUGUAAGAAAGAAGAAAACAUGCAAAUAUGAUUAUAUUUUGAGUAAUUGCAACCGACCACGCCACAGAGCAAGACAACAAUACUAUUUUUGUUCAUUUUAACUCGAUCGUACACGACAAUUGGUGUCUAAAGUGUAAACAGAGGGAGAAGAACAAAACGAACAGGCCUGGAAACAGAGACAGGUGUGCACUGUUUGGCUAGCCAGCCAGGAGAGGAGGGGCCAUGAACAACUCCAUGGAGGGCUCGGUGUCGUUCGAGGAGCUGGUGCGUGUGAAGGCGCGCAGUGUCCCCCAGCACCGAAUGAAGGAAUUCCUGGAGUCUCUGGCCAACAAGGGGCCCGAAGCGCUGCAGGAGUUCGGCCAGCAGGGCGGCGACAACAACACCAUGGUGUACCAGCAGGGAGCCAACUGCAUCUACACAGACAGCACAGAAGUGGCAGGCUCUCUUCUGGAGCUGGCGUGCCCGGUUCAGGUGCAGGUGCAGCAGUCACCGCAGCAACAGCAGCAGCAGCAGCAGCAGCAGGUGGUGUCCUCGGCGCAGUCCCAGGUAACCCAGGUAACAGCCGCACAGAUGUCCCCGCAGCUCACCACAGCCAUGCAGCAGGCCAACGAGCAGCAGAUCCAAGUCCAGGUGCAGAUUCAGGGUCAGCAGGCUCAGAUAGGACAGGUGCUGCAGGUGCCUUCUCCCUCCCAGCAGCAGUUGCAGGGGGUUGCCACAGCAACACAGCUCAUCCAGCAUGAGAUCACAGAGGAGCAGCACCAACAGAUCCAGGCCCAGUUGGUGGCAGCUGUGGCUGGAGGGCAGCAGAUCCAGAUCCAGACGGUAGGGGCCCUCUCUGAUGCUCAGGUCCAGGCUCAGGGCUCUCCACGUGGGGAUGCUGACCGGAGGACCCUGGGGGUCCCCAGCACGGCUACGUCAGCCGCUGGGGUUCUCCAGCCGGCCAAGAAGCGCAAGGUGGACUUGCCCAUCACUGUCUCGUACGCGUUACCGGGGCAACAGUUGGCCACGGUGCUGGCUAUCCCUCAGGGACAGCAGCAAAGCUACGUAUCCCUGCGGCCGGACCUGCUGACUGUGGACAGCACACACCUGUACAGCGCCACUGGCACCAUCACCAGCCCUACAGGCGAGACGUGGACCAUCCCAGUGUACUCAGCGCCAGCCCAGCAACAGGGCAUCACCCACAUCGCCAUCCCCCAGGACGCCUACGGCACCACCGCCCUCCAGGUAGCCACGUCCGCCGACGACAAGGACAAGCAGCUCAAGAUGGCCGUGGCCAGCGUCACGGCGGGAGCGGCGCAGAUGGCGCCCGUCUCCACGGCGACCGUCUCGGGCAUGGUGGCGGGUCAGGAGGAGGCCGUGCAGACACUGGCCAACACGCUGUUCCCGGCGCAGUUCAUGAACGGCAACAUCCACAUCCCGGUGGCCGUGCAGACGGUGACUGGACCCUACUCCAACGCCACGCAGUCGCUGCAGAUCUGGGACCCGCAGCAGCAGCACAUCGUCCAGGCGCAGGGCGGAGCGGUUCAGGACCAACAGCUGCAGACUGUGACAGUGUCGGAGGUGGAGGCCCAGUCCCAGGCGCCGCCGGAGAUGCUGCUGCCCAACUCCCUGAAGCCCGAGGAAGGGCUGGAGGUGUGGCGGCUCUGGGCCCAGCGCAAGAACGCCGAGCUGGACAAGGAGCAGGCCUCCAAACUAGCACCAAUCGGACGCCGGCAGCCCCUGCGGUUCCAGGAGGACCUGGUGUCGAGUGCGGUAGCGGAGCUGAACGUGGCGCUGGCGCUCAUGACGGAAGAGGCGCGGGGCCUGGAGGGAGAGAGCUACGAGGCCGACGUGCUCUACUACGUCUUCCUGUGUAUACAGAAGUAUCUGUUUGAAAAUGGGCGAGUAGAUGACGUGUUUUCGGACCCAUAUUACGCACGCUUCCAUCAGUGGCUACACCGGAUACUGGAGCCAUGGAAACCUAGCAUACAUCCUCUAAGCUACAUUAUUCCCAGUCACGUCACAGAGGAGAUGCUGUGGGAGUGUAAACAGCUGGGAGCGCACUCCCCCUCCACACUACUCACCACCCUCAUGUUCUUCAACACCAAGUAUUUCCAGCUGAAGACAGUAGAUCAGCACAUGAAGGUGGCCUUCUCCAAAGUGCUCCGACACACUAAGAAAAACCCGUCCAACCCUAAAGACAAGAGCACCAGCAUCCGCUACCUGAAGGGGGCUGGCCCGCACCAUCUGGGACAGAAAGUGACUGAUGACAUGUACGCGGAGCAAUCUGAACACCCGGAGAAUCCACUGCGCUGUCCGAUCAAGCUCUAUGACUUCUACCUCUUCAAGUGUCCUCAGAGUGCGAAGGGACGGAACGACACGUUCUACCUGACCCCCGAGCCCGUGGUGGCUCCCAACAGCCCCAUCUGGUACUCGGCACAGCCCAUCCCUCGCCAGCAGGUGGAGCAGAUGCUGGCCCGGAUCCUUGUUGUGCGCGAGAUCCAGGAAGCCGUCGCCAUGACUGCAACCACCAUCCAGUAGGGCCUGUUGGGAGGAAGGGAGAGACGGACCAGCGUGACCUCGAUCAGCUGUCUCCCUCACUGUGUGUGUGUGUGUCUGUCUGUCUCACCCUAUCUCUCUAUUUUGUCUGUUCAACUUGUCUCUGUCUGUUUCUUUAAAGUCUUUCUGUAUUCUCUUCUUACUCUACGCCUUCCUGUUUGCUGCUUUCUCUGUGUUUUCAGACAAACUCUUUGCCAAAAGACUGUAUUUGACUGCAGAAACAUAUGGUGGAAGAGUGGCCUUUCUCAUUUCAUGUGCCACUAUACUGUUUCUCCUUUUAAAAUGUUGUCAUUUUUAUUACUUUGACAUUUUGUACGACUUCUUUGCCUUGUGACCACUGCGCUGACACAAACCACAUAUACGCUCAGCUGGAUUUGGUCGUGCUUGAAUACCCACCCGCGCGCGCGCGCUUCUUUUUCACUACAUCUGUAUUUUUUACUGUGCUCUUAUUUAUUUUUUUACACCCAUCUGUUAAUCACAUCUCCACUCUGUCUCUCCUAUUUGAAAUGGAUGUACAGCUGUAGCCUUGUGCUGCAUUAGCUAGUUUGCAGAAGUGUAUACAAAUACUGAAAAAGUGGAUGCAAGUGUAUACAAACACAUACACACACACUUGGGUUCAUUUCGUGACACGGCUGCUGGGAAGCAAGAACUUUUUUUUAUCUCCAGAUGCCAUGGGACAGACUGGAUGAUUGCCAUGGACACAGCACCUUUCCCCUCUUGGUGUAGUUUAAUUUUGAUUGUAAUGAACGGUAGAAUGAACACUAUGGGCUAUUGCUGCCUGCCACCUCCCUUGGAGAACCAUGUGAACCUCAACACCUCCAAUAUGGAUAGUGACUCCACAAAGGCUGCUUUUUGGUGAAGAGGCCACUAGGGGGAGCUCUAGCACAUAAGCAAAGUGCAAAAGGAGGAAGGAAAUGACACAGCUAGUGUCUUCAAAAUGAAGAUACUAACACAUACACUAAAACACACACACUGAUAAAGCCUAAACCAUGGACUAUGUACACACCACCUCUGCCAUUCACCCCUUUGGACUCUUAAGCGGGGGACUGUACUGUAUCAUCAUUUGUGUAUCAUACAUGAUUACCGUAAUUAUACAUUACAUAAAAACCGCCUGUUCAGAUUUA